Messenger RNA from Neohortaea acidophila, 996 nucleotides. RefSeq names its product MRG-domain-containing protein. The transcript has 4 exons. The record is from RefSeq and is a predicted model, not a curated record. Gene Ontology annotation, biological process: regulation of DNA-templated transcription; chromatin organization. Gene Ontology annotation, cellular component: NuA4 histone acetyltransferase complex; nucleus; Rpd3S complex. Bases 1 to 996 code for a protein of 331 amino acids. NCBI's taxonomy places the organism in Eukaryota, Fungi, Ascomycota, Dothideomycetes, Mycosphaerellales, Teratosphaeriaceae.
AUGGCGCCCUCCUCGUCUUCCUCCCAGGCGUACUCCAAAGAUGAGAAGGUGCUGUGUUUCCAUCACGAACUGCUCUACGAAGCCAAGGUGCUCGAGCACAAAUUCAAGGAUCCCAACGACAAGAAGGACGGCAGUUUGUAUCGCGUGCAUUACAAGGGCUGGAAGAAUACAUGGGAUGACUGGGUUCCGCAAGAACGACUUCGCAAACUCACGGAAGAGAAUAAGGAGCUCGCGGCGAACCUGAAAAAGGACAUGGAUGCGCAGCGCCGAGCUGUAUCCAGCAAGCCGUCUACCUCUACCUCCACCAAGAAGCGGCCUUUUGGCUCCGACAUGACGGGCUCGUCGGCGCGGUGGAGCGAAGAUCGCAGCUCUGCGGCUCCGCAGGCUUCACGGGGGCAGAAGCGGGGGAGGGAGAUUGAGGGAAUCGACAAGGAAGACGACUUUGUCCGCCGCCCCGCCGUCCGCCUCUUCAUCCCGGACGGCCUGAAGUCCAUCCUCGUGGACGACUGGGAGAAGGUGACCAAAGAGCAGAAGCUCGCCGCCGUACCUUCGCCUACGCCCAUCACUCAAUUCCUCAACGAAUACUACGAAGCGGAGGCCAGCGCCCGGAGACCUGGCUCGGCCGACGCCGACAUCCUGGAAGAAGUCAUUGCGGGGGUGCGAGAGUACUUCAACAAGUCUCUUGGCCGCAUUUUGCUGUACCGCUUUGAGAGGCAGCAGUUCUAUGAAGUGCAUAAGCAGAUUGAGGCAGGGCAUGGUGAGCAUGCGGGCAAGACGUUGUGCGAUGUGUAUGGGUGUGAGCAUCUGUUGCGGCUCUUUGUCUCAAUGCCGGAUCUCAUCGCUCACACCAACAUGGAUGCCCCAUCUGUUAGUCGGCUGAGGGAGGAGUUGUCGAAGAUGACGCAGUGGCUUGCAAAGCGCAUCGAUCGCUACCUCGCCACCGAGUACGAGCAUGCGGGUCAGGAUUAUCUGGAGACUUCGAAGAACGGCGCUUGA